Molecule: messenger RNA, 4655 nt
Organism: Gallus gallus (chicken)
Lineage: Eukaryota; Metazoa; Chordata; Aves; Galliformes; Phasianidae
Gene: KATNAL2
Product: katanin catalytic subunit A1 like 2
Exons: 16
Coding region: 1880-3505 (541 amino acids)
Molecular function (GO): protein binding; ATP hydrolysis activity; ATP binding
Source: RefSeq, a predicted model, not a curated record
AGGGGAGGUGUUCCAGCGCUUGGACGGUUUCUGUAACCCUCCUCUAGACGCGCUCUGACAGCUUCACACCUUUCCUUUGCUGACGGCCGCAGCCCUCAGCGCAUGCUCCAGGUGGGGCCCAGGUGGAGCCAGAGGGAUCAGUCCCCUCCCUGCCCACUGCCACCCCUCUGUUAAUGCGGCCCAAGACGCUCGUGGCUUUCUGGGCUGCAAGUGCGCAUUGCUGCCUCAUGUCCUCCAGCUGCUCGAACCUCCCCAGGGCUGCGCUCGUGGAGUUCUUCUCCCAGUCUGUACACACAUCUGGGAUUGCCCUGACCCAGCACCGUGCACUUGGCCUUGUUAAACCUCAUUGGAUUCGCGUGGGCACAUUUCUCCAGCCUGUCCGGGACCCUCUGGAUGACAUCCCUUCCUUCUGUUACGUCCAUGUCCCACUUAGCCUGGUGCCAUCAGCAAACUGCUGAGAGUGCACUCAAUCCCGUCAUCUGUGUCACUGAUAAAACAAGUACUGGUCCCACAUGGGCCCCUGGGAUGGACCACUUGUGACCAGCUGCCACCUGGACGUGAAGCUGUUGACAACAACCCUCUGGCUGCAAUUAUCCAACCAGUUCCUUAUCCACCAAAUACUCCAUCCUUCAAACCCUUAUCUCUCAAUUGGAGAGAUAAGGGUGUGGUGCGGCACCAUGUCAAAGGCCUCAGACAAGUCCACGUAGGUGACAUAAUCUGCCCUUUGUUUGUCCACUGGUGCCUCCACUCCAUCAUAGAAGGCCACCAGAAUGGUGGGAAGAUUCAAACUCUACUGCUGUACCAACAUAACCACAUCUGAAACUGUGGGCCAACAUAACAAAGUAGGAGGCACUACUUUUGGAGCGUCCCUCGUAGAUGUUGUAUUUACCCAGGAGCGGAGGGCUCCAUGAUAGUCCCUUCCUGAGCCCAGAUCCCACUAGAGGGCUUCAGCAGGAGCGAAGGGAUCUGUUUCAUAACCUCCCCAGUGGGGAUUUGGGAAACCUUGGUCUCAGAAAAUUGUUUCAAAAAAUAAACCUUAAUGAACACAGUCCAGCUGCAGGAGUGGGUGUUCACUGUGGUAUAACUGUGAAUUCGUACAAAUGAGAAGGAGAGUUAAUUCUUCCUAAUGAAUUUGUAAACUCAGCAUCUUUAAUUUGUAUUAUUUAAUAACUCACCAUGCCACAUGUCCUUCACGCAAUCAUACGUAUUCACACCAAAAUCCUGGGCCAAAUACUGAUGUAAUACUACACAGUAAAAUUAAUCUUUUAGUAGCCCAGUCAGUUUGAAGGAAUUGCACAAUACUAAGUUGAUUUUUGAAGUAAAUGCAUUUUAGUAAGAGGGGUGGAAAUAACAAAAUGAAUUCAAUUAAGAAAUAUGUGGUUCUGCCAGAAUUUAAUUUUAAAUGACUGCAAAGAGAGGGAUAUGUUGCAUGCUUUUGUUAAGCAAGAAAUAAAUAAAAUGUUCUCUAAGUGUUGGAGAUAAUUGGCUAAGUGCUCAACUGUUUAGUUUUUAAAAGAAGAUCACACUUAAGUGCCUAAAGCUUUUAUUAAUUGCAUGGACCCCUAAAUCCCCUGUAGUAAUUGAAAAUGUAAUUACAUCCUUUUUUUUUUUUUUUUUUUUUUUUGUUCUUUUAAGGAUAGAAGCUUAUUAAACUGUAAGCACUCAAACAUCUCAAACAUCCUCUGAAAUACCAGUGGCUCUAAACAAUGUGCAAUUCCAACUACUAAUUAAACAGGAAGGCUAAAUCACUAUAAAGCUAAACUGAAUUUUAAGUAACUUUGCACUGUUCUCCUGUUUUUUCACACAGCAGAAGAUUUACCAUUUCCUCUCUACAGGCAGCUGAAUUCCUGGAGAAAUAGGAAAACAUCCACUAUUCAGAAUGUUUCCCGAAUAUCAGUGGUUUGGAAAAGUGGGAAAUGAAAGAUCCUUCUACAGCAGGGAUGAGCUGCGAACAGAAGCUCGGCGGAAGAAUCUCCUCAUUCUCAUCUUGCAUUACUUAAUGGAGGAAGGGUACAUGGAUGCUGCGAACACUUUGGAACAAGAGACAAAAUUAGGUUUACGUGGCUAUGAAGUUUGUGACAACGUUGACCUUGAGACAAUUUUGAUGGAAUAUGAAAGCUAUUACUUUGUAAAAUUUCAAAAGUACCCUAAAAUCACAAGGAAGAUCCUGGACACAGCAGAAAAUAAACAACAGCUGGGAACUGGAGGAAGGCAAAGAAGGGCAGUGAGCUCUCAGAAUCUCCCAAGGAUCAAGCAGCAGCCGAUGCAACAACCAUCAUCAAAAACUUCACUGGGGAAUACAGAACUAAAAUCACCCACCAAGGAGAGCCCCAGACAGAAUAAUGAGAGCACAGUAACUCUGGAGCAAUCUGACUUUGGCUUAAGCAUCUCAGCAAUCAACAGAAGUGGAGGAGGAGGAGAAGGCCCUCACCCAAGAAGGGGCCAAGAAGUUGACUUCCAUGGGAUGAUCCAGCAUGUCAAAGUAUCCCCAAAUGGAAUAGGCUUAAGCAGCCUUACUGGGGAUCCAGACCCAUCGGAACGCUUACUGAAACCCCUUAGUGCUUUUAUUGGUAUGAAUGGUGAGAUGAGAGAACUUGCAACUGUUGUUAGCAAAGACAUUUAUCUCCAUAACCCAAACGUGAAGUGGGAUGAUAUCAUUGGUCUGGAUGCAGCUAAAAGGCUCGUCAAGGAAGCAGUUGUUUAUCCUAUAAGGUACCCUCAGCUAUUUACUGGCAUUCUGUCUCCAUGGAAAGGCUUACUGCUGUAUGGACCACCAGGUACUGGCAAAACAUUGCUUGCUAAGGCUGUUGCCACAGAAUGCAACACAACAUUUUUCAACAUAUCAGCAUCCACCAUUGUAAGCAAAUGGAGAGGUGAUUCAGAAAAGCUUGUCCGGGUGCUGUUUGAGCUUGCCCGGUACCACGCUCCUUCCACAAUCUUCUUGGAUGAGCUGGAGUCUGUGAUGAGUCAAAGAGGCACCAUUUCUGGCGGUGAACACGAAGGAAGUCGGCGGAUGAAAACAGAAUUACUGGUGCAGAUGGAUGGCUUGGCCCGGUCUGAUGAUCUUGUAUUUGUUUUAGCAGCUUCCAAUCUGCCAUGGGAGCUGGACUCUGCCAUGCUGCGGCGGCUGGAGAAGAGGAUUUUGGUUGACCUCCCAAAUCAAGAGGCACGGCGGGCGAUGAUCCAGCAUUGGCUGCCACCUCUGAGCAACAGUGGAGGAGUAGAGCUGAGAACGGACCUGGACUACAGCUUGCUGGGCCGGGAAACUGAUGGGUAUUCUGGCUCAGACAUCAAACUCGUGUGCAAGGAAGCAGCCAUGAGACCAGUGAGGAAAGUUUUCGAUGCCCUUGAAAACCAUCAACCAGGUAACAGUAACUUAGCUGCAGUCCAUUUGGACAUGAUCACAACAGCAGAUUUCCUGGAUGUGAUUGCCCACACCAAACCUUCAGCAAAGAAGCUCAGCCAGAAGUACACAGCUUGGCAGAGAGAGUUUGAAUCAGUCUGAGAAGAAAAAUCCUAAAAGACUGAGCACUUCAAAGACUUUCACUACUCAAAAAUGUCGUCUGCAUCACCUCCAAAGGACUGAGUGGCAAUGGAGAAGGGAGUGCUGAGUUUCUGGGAGAAAAGAAACCAAUAGGAAAUGUCAGAGGACAUGAAAACUCCAGCCUUAACUCUAAGUAUAAAGAUCUAAAGAUGGAUUGCUGUUCAGUCUUUAUUCUCAGUAGCUGUUUACAGGUUUGGAGUCCAAGAAGUGGAGCAGAAAGGUGAUGAGAGUAACCUUCCUUUCUGAGACUGACUAAGGGACCACAAUCAGCACAGCUCUGCCAGCAGAGACCUGUGUGCCUUUUUAACCGAGCCUAAGUAAGUGACUGCUUUCAAUGCAAUUGAGCUUAACAGUGCCUGGUACAUUUGGUUGGCUUGUCGUUUUCCUAUGAAAUCAAAGCCUUAGCGUAUUACUUACUGGUUGGUUUGGGGUAUUUCCAAGGUGGAAAGGGCAAGGAAUUAGAAACAUUUGGAGUCAUGGUAGAAAAACAAUAUAAUCUAGCACAAUCACGAGAUAAAUUUCUUCCCAGGAUUUUACUUAAGAGAUUUCUCACCUCCCUGACCUGACUCUGACUGCAGUCCACAAACCCCCUUUAUGCGCUCCAGCAACAAACGACACAGAUUCAGAGGUGCUGGCAGAACAGCAGAUGUUUAAAUUUAUUCACAGCUGUAGGUUAACCUAACUGUAAGUAACCCACCACCUGGCUGCAGCCAGACCAUUUCAUUUAAGGCAAGCUUCCCGUUCAUUCAUCACAAUGAUUUUUUGUUAACAAAGAAUGAGCAUGGCUCAUUAACACAAACCUAUAUUUUCAAUAAACUUAAUACUCCAGUACUGUAUAAUUACAAUCUAGUAAUUUAAGACUCAGGAGCACUGUAAAACAACUGUAAAGGACUUUGAUUAUUACAGUUUGCAAAUGGACCAGAAAAGCUAUUUCCCAUCAUUACGGAGUCGGUUCAUAUUGGUGUGUUUAACACAGAGGAGAAGCAAUGCACAUGACAGAAUUAAAUUUCAUUUUACAGCUCUACUAACCAACUGUGUAAAAACUUGAAUGUGUCCCCACGGCUCAUGAAGGGUUUUUCCCAUAACAUUAAAAAGAAACAAAAAACAACAA